GUAAGCUCUUCACCAUAUUGGCCGGCUAAUACUCGGAAGAAUGAUAGUUGACCUCCGCAUUCAGUUGUUGCUUGCAAGUUUGUGGCGCAUGGUAGUAAACCCUACGACUCAUCGCAACCGACGUCGCACUCCGGAGGCUUUGUCUGCUGUCAACAGGGCAGGUCACUGAAUCUUCUACUGACCUGGUGCGCUGCAAAUGGAUUCUCCAGCCGUCACACGCAUAUUCCAGCAGCUCUUCGCCAGACCGUCUCGGAAAUGCCUUCAUACCGCGAAUGCAGCUCGACGCUGUGCAGGCCCGUCAAUCGGCCAGUAUAGACCAUACUCUGCACGGCGCUCAGACACUCUCAGAGAUGGAGGCAGCUCAUGGCAACAAAGAAUCGAUGCCUUUCCAAAGGACAUGAGUCGCCAACUGAAGGAAUACCCUCGAGUCACAGCACGCGACCUCCAGCACCGCACCCAACGACCUCGGAGGGUCAAAAUGUAUACUCGAGAGUUCAUCGAAGACAGCCUAUACAAUCCCAACUACGGCUACUUCACGAAACAUGCAACCAUUUUCAACGCCAGCCAACCUUUCCACUUUCCCUCCAUCAAAGACGGGUCAGAAUUCAACCGUCUAGUCGACCAAAGCUACAUCGACUUCGAAGACGCCCUCGACGCAAUCCAUGAAGACGAGCUACGCCAGCUCUGGCACACUCCCACCGAACUCUUCCGACCAUACUACGGCGAAGCCAUCGCCCGCUACCUCGUCACGAACUACAAAAUGACCCUCUUCCCCUACCACGACCUGAUAAUAUACGAGCUGGGCGCGGGCAACGGCACUUUAAUGCGCAAUAUCCUGGACUGGAUCUUCGAGAACGAGCCCGAAGUCUACGAACGCACAAAAUUCAAGAUCAUAGAAAUUUCCAAGUCGCUAGCCGACCUGCAAAUGACCAGCCUCGACCGGUCGCCCUACGCAGAACUACAUCGGGACCAAACGCAGAUCAUACACCGCUCCAUAUUCGACUGGAACGAGUACGUCCAUUCGCCGUGUUUCAUCCUCGCGCUCGAAGUCAUCGACAACUUCCCGCACGACUCUAUACGGUACGAUCCCGACACCGAAGAACCGCUACAAGGUUCCGUCUUGAUCAACGAAGAUGGCGAAUUCUUCGAGUUUUACGACCGCAACCUCGACCCCGUGGCGCAACGCUAUCUGCUUAUCCGCGAAGUCGCUGCUCGCUCACCCUUUGUUACGCCCGUCUCACAACCGAAAUUCCUACGUCAAUUACGCCAUUCGCUCCCACUGGCGCCUAACCUGACGAAACCAGAGUACAUACCGACACGGUUGAUGGAGUUCUUCGACGUCCUCCAUAAGUAUUUCCCGGCGCACCGUUUGGUGUUGUCGGACUUCGAUUACCUGCCCGACGCUGUGGCCGGGAUCAACGCGCCGGUCGUGCAGACAAGGUAUCAGCGGCGAAACGUGCAGGUCACGACGCCGUACGUGCAGCAGGGGUAUUUUGACAUCUUCUUCCCCACCGACUUUGCUAUGAUGGAGGACAUUUAUCGCGCUAUCACGGGGAAAUUGACACGCGUCUCGUCGCACAAGUCCUUCAUGGAAAGCUGGGCCUAUGUGGAAGAGACGCAGGUUCGAAAUGGCGAGAACCCUAUGUUGAGUUGGUAUGCGAAUGCUAGUAUGAUGACUACCGUAUGAGGAAGGCAGACACGGGAACACCCACAAUGACCAUGUCAUGAUAGUCGCUCAAUGGCUUUUAUUCAUGACAUAGUCUAGACCAUGGGCAAAGAUACCACUUUUGAUACUCAUCAAGAGUGUCCACCACCUGGACGAAGCUUACCAUGUAGCUUAGCCUUGCACUCUGAAUGUCCUACCGCUUGCGGUCUUCCUUUCUCGUUCCUCCGUCUCCGGUCUUGCGCGAUUGAGCACUAUAUCUUCGAUCAGCACUAUGCCCUCGAAACUAGGGACACAAAAAG
Molecule: messenger RNA, 1965 nt
Organism: Exophiala viscosa
Lineage: Eukaryota; Fungi; Ascomycota; Eurotiomycetes; Chaetothyriales; Herpotrichiellaceae
Product: ubiquitin-protein ligase E3 C
Exons: 2
Coding region: 197-1687 (496 amino acids)
Cellular component (GO): mitochondrion
Molecular function (GO): protein-arginine omega-N symmetric methyltransferase activity
Source: RefSeq, a predicted model, not a curated record